Messenger RNA from Triticum dicoccoides, 1082 nucleotides. Its product is annotated as probable methyltransferase TARBP1. Gene Ontology annotation, molecular function: RNA binding; tRNA (guanine) methyltransferase activity. The transcript is spliced from 2 exons. Gene Ontology annotation, biological process: tRNA methylation. The record is from RefSeq and is a predicted model, not a curated record. Bases 1 to 852 code for a protein of 283 amino acids. Lineage: Eukaryota; Viridiplantae; Streptophyta; Magnoliopsida; Poales; Poaceae.
AUGCAGUCGUCUGGCUUUGAAUGUGUUCCAGUGUCGGUGUUGGAGCGAGUAAAUAACUUUUUGAACGACGUGAGGGAGGAGCUGAGGCAUUCUAUGAUAAAGGAUUCAGCAACAAUCAAGAACGAGGGCCUGGCGGUGAGAAAACACGAGGAGGGCACCGAAGAGAAGAUAGUAGCCAGUCAAGAUUUCCAGAAGAAGAUCAUACCCCACCGGGACUUGGAGCAAGCAGCAAGCAGCAACGGCGCGGUCAUGGGCAACAACGACAUCUCACGACUGCUCUUCGAGAUGGAGGAAGACGACGACACGUUCAACCUGGCGGUGGAGUCGAGGAAGGAGGCGGCGGAGACGGUGAGGCAGAGCCGGCAGGAUCUGAUCGUGGUGGCGUCGCUGGUGGAGCGGAUCCCGAACCUGGCGGGGCUGACCCGGACGUGCGAGAUAUUCAGGGCGGGCGGGCUGGCGGUGGGGGACAUGGGGGUGGUCCAGGACAAGCAGUUCCGGCUGAUCAGCGUGACGGCGGAGAAGUGGGUGCCGAUGGUGGAGGUGCCGGCGGAGAGCAUGAGGGCGUUCUUGCAGAGGAAGCGGGCGGAGGGGUACACGGUGGUGGGGCUGGAGCAGACGGCCAACAGCGUGGCGCUGGACGAGUUUGUGUUCCCGGCCAAGACGGUGGUGGUGCUGGGCAGGCAGAAGGAAGGGAUCCCGGUGGACAUCAUCCAGGAGGCGGUGGACGUGUGCGUCGAGAUCCCGCAGCUUGGCGUCGUCCGGUCACUCAACGUACAUGUCAGCGCCGCCAUCGCCAUCUGGGACUACACCCGCCAGCAGCGCGUCCGCUCCUCCUCCUCCUCCUCGCUGUAGGUAGCUUCCGGUUCUCCUUCCUGUUGGAGUAAACCAGAGAAGGCUGCCAUGUCUGUUGUUGUAACAUGCAUGGACCUGAUCAUCCAUGACAAAACUGAUCAUGAACCUUCCUUAGCCAGGACUAGAUUGUUAGCUAGAUUUAUGCACCGAACUGGUCAUGCAUGAUGAAAACACUUUGCAAGAAGAUGUCAACCACUCUUGUUAAGAUUAGAUGAUAAGUUCCUGCUCUC